Messenger RNA from Mucor velutinosus, 345 nucleotides. Its product is annotated as Myosin type-2 heavy chain 1. Bases 1 to 345 code for a protein of 114 amino acids. The record is from RefSeq and is a predicted model, not a curated record. NCBI's taxonomy places the organism in Eukaryota, Fungi, Mucoromycota, Mucoromycetes, Mucorales, Mucoraceae. The transcript has a single exon.
AUGGAAGAAGAUGAUGAGAUCGUGCUUGCUGGUAGUGGUGUCAAGAAGCUUCCUGAUGUGCGUGGCUCUGCAUUCUCGAAAUACGCUUCUAAUGAGGUGGCUCUUACUAUGAAUGUUGACUCUCCAGAGGAGAUGAUGGGUUUGUCUAAGCUCAAGGAGGCCUCUCAGAGAAAGCGAAUGGAAUUGAACGCCAAUUUGAAGGCUGUGAAUGGUGCUGGUGUUGCUUCUGGUACUGGUGUUGGUGUUCUUGGUAACAAGUCUGCUGGUGCUGUUGGUGUCAAGAAUAGCAAGAACAAUGGCAAAUUGCCUCUCAAGGCUAAGCAAGACUCCCGUAGGGCUCAAUGA